Messenger RNA from Nannizzia gypsea CBS 118893, 1032 nucleotides. RefSeq lists its product as hypothetical. Lineage: Eukaryota; Fungi; Ascomycota; Eurotiomycetes; Onygenales; Arthrodermataceae. The record is from RefSeq and is a predicted model, not a curated record. The transcript has a single exon. The coding region runs from base 1 to 1032 and encodes 343 amino acids.
AUGAAUAUCCCAAGUCGUCUUAAAAUAAAACUUCGGCAAAGGUCACCCAUAGAGUCGUUGCCUGCCGAGCUGGUACAUAAGAUCUUCUUCCAGUGUCUUGAAUUCAAUUUUCCUCGCGCAUCAAUACACAUUGCCAACACACUAUCAUCGUCGAUAUUAUACACCUGGCUUAUCCGUCUUGCAUUCAGCAGCUGCAACCGCUCAUCAAGGCUCGAUAACAUCUAUGGGGCUCACCAUUUCCUCCCUCUAGAUUUCUUUUACUUCAACCAUCUUGAGAGAGCAAGGAUCCAAACCGAAAUCCUCAAGUGCCGGUGGUUCACGGCAUCGUUGCUUCGGAAAUGCCAGAGAGAAUAUGUUGAGCAUGUUAUCAGACAGAAACGCUCACAUUUUGUGAUAUCUCCAGACGAGAAUCAAGAUAUCCUUUCAAACUUAGAUCAAUAUUGGCAGAAAAUGAAUAGGUUCGAUCCUACACCUGUCGGAAAGCGUGGGAAAGGGGACUUGGUGAUACGAGCUCAUAGCCUGGAAAAUAACCAGCCAUGCAAGAUUGCAAUAUGGUUCGGUUUCGGGGCUUUUCAAAUUCGAGAUCUCAACCCUGUAUUUCAAGAAAUCGACAUUUUUCGUCUCCCAUGUGCUCCUCCUUAUCCAGCAGAGCCAUGCAGAAUGCCAGAUCGGCUACUUACGCCCCCUUGGACGGAAGACAAACUUGAGCUUCUAACCCUUCUCUCGUCAGACGCCUAUAUAGAUGGCGGCUGGCCACCUGACAGAUCAAAGGCGGUACUAAGAAAAGUCAUCGAGGACCGUGAACUCGAUGUCUUUAGAUGUCUAUUGAAUUUACAUAUCUGUGGCAAGCAGUACAGGUACCCAUACCUUUGGCCAGUCAGCCAUAAUCAUUUUAGGAUAGCUGCUAGACACGCGGAGCCAACCCAAGAUCCGUUUUUGCAGCUGCUAUUUGACAGGCGGAAAGACAGUAUUCCUCGAGAAGAUCCGGCUAUCAUGGCAUUGAUGGAAAAAUACUCGGGUACCCGAUCAUAA